AUGGCGCCACCAGCAAACGAAGUGCCGCACUACCUGCACCCGGACUUUGACCCAUGGUCAAUCAAAAUGAACCAGAUUCGCGACAUUCUGAUCCAGCACAACGUCAAGACCCCAACAGGGGCCGUCCGGAAGCAGCAACUCGUUGACCUCUUCAACGAGUAUAUCAAGCCUGACGUUCCUGAGCUUGGAGACUCGGAGGAUAUGAUUGAGCACGAGGAUACCCUCAAUUUCCCCAAGAUCAAACUCAAGAAGACCAACAGUCGCGCCAAGCUCUCCAAGGAGAACGGCACUGUUGAGACGAAACAGGAAGAAGAACCAACUCGAGGCAGGAAGCCCAAAAAGGCUGAUUUGCAGAGUGACGACGAGACCCGAGACAGGAAGCCACGAAGUACUGACUUGCAGAGUGACAACGAAAGCCGACCCCGAGGUCGUCCCAGGAAGGUGACAAGGGAGAAGAGCAACAACUUUUCGGACGAGAACCCAUUCCAGAGCGGCAGCGAGUCAGGACCCGGUCGGUCGCGAUCACGCACAACCCCUACAUUGGUUCGGUCACGAUCUAGUACACGCAUUGCCUCUCGAAGGGCAGCAAGGGAGAGCGAAGAAGCAGUAAAUCAGGAUCACGUCUUCAAAGUCCCAGCACAACCUGCAUUUUCAAAGUUCAUGAAGCCCUCGCCCGUCGCCAAGGAGAAGAAGACGGAUUCAUCAUCGAGAUCAUCAACAUCGCCACCACCAGUAAAGCCACGUCAAAUUACCGAUACAGAACUUCCAAGCCCCAAAGAGCUCAACAUCACGUCUUCACAGGACGAUAAGGAUGACAUGAGGGAGCUGAAGGAGAACCUGCGGCAGACCCUGAAAUACCUGUGGGUUGUCCUUCCAGUCAUUUUUCUUGCAUAUGGCGUCUGGUACCGUCAGGCGAGAUUCGACGUUGGCUUCUGUACCCCCGCCACAGACGAAUUGACCAAGGGCAAGAGCUGGUUUUCUCCAUCAUGCAUCCCUUGCCCUGACCACGCGACUUGCAUUGACCCGGACGCUGAUCCUAUCUGCCCUCCGGAGUACAUGCUGAAACCCCAGCUUUUGAGUUUUGGCAACCUCUUCCCACUCUCGCCGAUCUGCGUUCUGAACAAGGCCAAGGAGUACCAGAGUCUUCGGGUUGCCAAUGCUGCCGAACAGCUUUUGCAGAUCCAUGCAGGAAAUGUCGAGUGCGGGAUGUUGACUAGGGAUAAGGCACCCGUCGACAGUGCCGAAUAUAACGCCCGCCGCAGCAUCCCAACCGAUGAUCUCCAAUUCCAACUCGAGCAACUCAAAGAUGCCAGCAUUGAUAGGGAAGAAUAUUUGCAGCUCUGGAAGCUGGCGCUGAAGGAACUUCAUCGCCGACCUGACACUAUUGUUUUUGAGCACGGAUUGGCAAAUGAGGAGCGUAUUCGAUCAUUGAGACCACGCAAGUCAUUGGGCUGCCGCCUUCGUCAGGCCUUUGUUGGCUGGGCCCUCAGGUUCAAGUUUAUCCUCUUCACACUGACGGCGGGACUGAUUGGAGCAGCAGCAGUUCAUGUGCACAUUGCUCGCAGACGCAAGGAGGCACGUAUUGUUAAUGGCCUAGUCCAGAACGUGUUGGCCAAACUGUCGGAUCAAGCACAUUACUACUACGUCGACCGAGUCCUCUACCCAGAAGCGUACCUCCCAGAAUACCACCUCCGGGAUGUUUUGCUGGCUGAUGUUCAUUCCCCAGCGCGGCGACAGGAGAUCUGGAAUAAGGUCGAGGCAGUGGUCGAGCGUAAUUCGAAUGUUAGGGCCACCUCGGAGGAAGUCCGCGGGGAGUUGCAUCGUGUUUGGGAGUGGGUUGGGUCGACUGGAGUUUAUAAUCAACAGAACCAGCAGAACCAGGAUCAGCAGAGCUAUAGGCAUCACGAGCAUCAGAAUCAGGGGAAUAAGGAGGAGGAGCGGUAUUUGAGGGAUGACCAUUUGGGCGGCUCUGUGGGUACUGGUGCUGGAACUGGACGGGCAGUGAGGGGUGUGCCCAAGGUACCCCCUCGUGUGGGACCUCAUGGAAGUUUUUUUGGAAUGCGACGUGAGGACUCGGAGUACCUUAACCCCGAGAAUUCGUUGUACCCUUCUCUCUCCCAGCAGGAUUAUGGAUCCUACUCCCAGAACUAA
Linnemannia hyalina is the source of this 2151-nucleotide messenger RNA. The record is from the annotation of a GenBank genome assembly. NCBI's taxonomy places the organism in Eukaryota, Fungi, Mortierellomycota, Mortierellomycetes, Mortierellales, Mortierellaceae.